Molecule: messenger RNA, 1102 nt
Organism: Contarinia nasturtii (swede midge)
Lineage: Eukaryota; Metazoa; Arthropoda; Insecta; Diptera; Cecidomyiidae
Exons: 3
Coding region: 656-1102 (148 amino acids)
Source: RefSeq, a predicted model, not a curated record
CUUGAAGUGGUUGUUGUCAGUUUUCUUCAAUUUUCCAAUAGAGUACAAUUUUAUAAAUGAAUAUUACGUAUUUUAUGCACGCUUUAACUACUAUGGGAUAUAAUAUGUAAUGAAUGCGGUGAGCUCAGGCGUUCUACUCACCCCAGACACACAUACACACUCAUAAAAAAGCGAACACUUUUGAAUUUAAACAAAAAAUCAUAUGAAAACAGGAGAAUGUACGGUGAAUGUACGUGAAUGGUUGCGAAGGCAGCCAGAGACAUCAACAGCCAGGAGAUCAAUAAAUCAAAAGAAUAAAAUAAUUGAAACUGAAAGCAAAAACUUCGGUGUACUAAACUAGCUGAAGUCGGAAACGAAGAGAAAUAAUAAACUGACUUGAAAAUCAAAGUGAACAAAAAAAAAAGCACACGAACAAACGAAAGUAGUGUGAGAGAAAAGAAAAGUGCACAGUGCUGAACAAUUUAAACGAAUCGAACACAACAUACCGACCGGAAGAGAAAUAUACACGAUCUCCAUCAGCAGUUCUUUUUUACUUCGAUUUUCUCGUCUCAAUGCAAUGCGAAGUGCAGGUCUUUUAAGCUGCAAUCGUAUUUGAAUUAUUGAUAAAACGUGUAGAGUACCAUUGGAACGAACAGGAAAAAAGGACAUCGCAACGAUGACGAAUAUUAUGAUCAUUUAUUUUUUAACGACAUGUUGUAUUCUAAAAGAAGCAUUUAGUUUGGAAUUAACGAAAAUCGUAAUACCAACGUACAAAUUUCAUGGUGAGGCAGCGUUACUUGAAUGCCAAUACGAGCUGAGGCACAACAAUCGAAAUUAUCACAACCGUUUCAAUAACAAUAGAGAUUAUGGCGGUCACAGAUCAAUACAUGCAUCAAUAUCAGACGAUAACAAUGGAUUUGAUCACAUUCGAGAUGACGACGGAAACACUAACACCGGCACUGUGUCUGACGAGGAAACUCUUUAUUCGGUUAAAUGGUACAAAGAUAAUGAGGAAUUUUAUCGAUACGUACCAAAGGCCAAUCCACCACAACAAAGCUAUCGAGUGGAUGGCGUACGCGUUGAUCCAACCAUUAUGAAAUAUCCUAGCCGAAUAUUCAGUUAG